Molecule: messenger RNA, 4008 nt
Organism: Sphaeramia orbicularis (orbiculate cardinalfish)
Lineage: Eukaryota; Metazoa; Chordata; Actinopteri; Kurtiformes; Apogonidae
Product: HHIP-like protein 1
Exons: 15
Coding region: 795-3746 (983 amino acids)
Cellular component (GO): membrane
Source: RefSeq, a predicted model, not a curated record
AGGAGAGGUGGAAAGUUGCAACUUCAGGGCAAUAUAGACCACAUGCUAUGGGAAGGAAUGCCUGUGUCUUUGUAGGAGGAGGAAAGAAACACGGAGGGAGGGAUCUGAGAGAAGCUUGCAGCGUGGCUCUGUCUGAAUGAAAGAACCUCUCUCUCCCUCUCUCCUGCCGUCUGCAUGCAUGGCUUACGUCCGCUGCAGCAAGUGAGCACAUGUCCAGAGCAAACACAGCGAGACUCUCCAAGUAAAGUGAAGCUGGAAGUAAACAUUUUCCAAAAACUGUGACAGAAGGUGGAUAAGACAAGAUAAAACUGAAGAUCUUCACAGCAAAAGGAUUUCUGGACACUAGAUCUACAAUCACCAACAUACCACCUGGACAGCUGCGCUUCAUAUAUCCUCAUCGGACCAAGUUGAAAUGAACCUUAUUUUACCUUACUAACAGACACGAGGUCAACUUCACAUAUAAGUGUGAUGUGAGGGUAGGUAAAUCAAAGCGGUUCUGCACCAUUUGUAGAUCUCUGGCCAACUUGCAGACAGGUGUGAUGCUGGGUCAGUGUGUUUGAUACAUUAACACACACACACACAAACAAACACAAUACAGCCUGAAACUGGAGAGACCACACAGGGACUUUAAAUCCUCAUCAAAUUGAACUUCCUGUCUCACACUGAUACUCAACAGACACCAGUUAAGAUGUAAUGUUGCCUCUAAAUCUUUACCACUAGUAAAGAUUCUACUGCUGUACUGGAAGUACAGGCUGUCUUUGCUGAGCCAAAAGAUAAACACUUUAACCUAAAACAUGACCCUAGAGACCUGUAAAUUGUUCCCCCGUCACCUUGUGCAGCUCAGCUUCUGCCCUCAGCACCUUCUGCUCUUCCUACUCUUGCUCCUCCAUGCCUGGUGGGGGAGCUGUCACCCCCAGUGUUUGGACUACAAGCCUCCGUUUGAGCCCCGGCAGCCACUGGUCUUCUGCAAGGAGUACUCCAAGUUUGGGUGCUGUGACCUCGAAAGAGAUGAAGAGAUAUCAGUCAGAUUUUACUCCAUCAUGGACAACUUUGACCAUUCGGGCUUUGUCACCUGUGGCAAAUUUAUACGAAGCAUCCUCUGCCAGGAAUGUUCUCCUUAUGCUGCCCACCUGUAUGAUGCAGAGGAUGCAAACACUCCGAUGAGGCUUCUCCCUGGACUGUGUGGUGAUUACUGCACAGACUACUGGCAUCAGUGUCGGUACACUCUCAGCCUCCUACUGGAGGACUUGGGAAACCCUCAGCAGUUUGCCAACAUGACUGCUGGAUUAGAGGAAGACAGCAGAAGGUUUUGUGACUUUCUGGAGCUGAAGGACAGACAGUACUGCUAUCCCAAUGUAAUGACAAAUGAAGAUCUUAAUGCUAACCUGGGUUCGGUACGUGAGGACGCCACAGGCUGUUUGGAGUUGUGUCUGCAGGAGAUCGCCAAUGGACUCCGUAACCCUGUGGCCAUGAUCCACGCCGAUGAUGGAACUCAUCGAUUUUUUGUGGCAGAGCAGCUGGGAUAUGUGUGGGUGUAUCUGUCCAACGGCUCCAGGAUUGACAGGCCUUUCCUCAACCUGACCCAUGCUGUCCUCACAUCACCAUGGGCUGGAGAUGAGAGGGGAUUCCUCUGCAUAGCUCUGCAUCCAAGGUUCACCACUGUCAGAAAAGCCUACGUGUACUACUCUGUAUCUGUCAAGAGGGAGGAGAGGAUACGAAUCAGCGAGUUCACACUGUCAACACAUGAUGAAAACCAACUGGACCACUCCUCUGAGAGAACCAUCCUUGAAGUGGUAGAACCAGCAUCCAACCAUAAUGGAGGACAGCUUCUGUUCGGCCAUGACGGCUACCUGUACAUCUUCAUCGGUGACGGAGGCCGAGCUGGAGACCCAUUUGGAAAAUUUGGCAAUUCACAAAACAAGUCAACCCUACUUGGUAAAGUGUUACGUAUUGAUGUGGACAACAAUGACGAUGGCGCUCCGUACAGCAUCCCCUCUGAUAACCCGUUUCUUGGGGAGAAGGAGACAAAGCCAGAGAUUUAUGCAUAUGGUGUACGCAACAUGUGGCGCUGCUCCAUCGACCGCGGUGACCCGAGUACAGGCACCGGGCGAGGGAGGAUGUUUUGUGGUGACGUAGGCCAGAAUAAAUACGAGGAGGUUGACCUCAUUGUUAAAGGGGGUAACUAUGGAUGGAGGGCUAAAGAAGGCUUUAGCUGCUACGAUCGCAAACUCUGUCAAAACUCGUCACUUGAUGACAUCUUGCCCAUCUAUGCCUACCCCCACAAGAUGGGAAAGUCAGUGACAGGAGGGUACAUCUACAGAGGCUGCCAGAUGCCCAACCUGAAUGGACUCUACAUCUUUGGGGAUUUCAUGAGUGGGCGUUUGAUGUCUCUGAAGGAAAAUCCCCUGACAGGAGAAUGGAAGUAUACUGAAAUCUGCAUGGGACGAGAUCAGACCUGUAGAUUCCCAAAACUCAUCAACAGUUACUAUAAAUACAUCAUCUCUUUUGCUGAGGAUGAGGCAGGUGAACUGUAUUUUUUAGCAACAGGUUCACCAAGUGCCAAAGCCAGAGCAGGCGUCAUAUAUAAGAUAAUCGACCCUUCCAGGCGGGCACCACCGGGAAGAUGCAGUAUCAAGCCUUCUCCAGUUAAGAUAAAGGGAAAACUGGUUCAUUUCUACCCCAAAGAAGAAUUUGUAAUCAAUAAGAAACCAACCACUACACCCGUUCCCACGACAACCACAAGAAAAACAACCACAACAACAACAACAACAAGAAAACCCACAACAAGAAGAACCCCGACAAGAAAAACACCAACACCGAGAAAAACACCUCAACCGACAAGACCGACACCAACACUACCCACAGCGACUAAAUCGCAAACAAGAAAAACAACAAGAAAAACUCAACCACCAACACCAACAAUCAAAACAACAACAUUACAACCAACAACCACACCUACAACUGUCCAGAUGACCAGGGCAACAACUCCUGCCACAGCUACACCCACUGGUUAUCGCUCAGCUGUCAUGACUGCAGCCUCAUCUAGGACUGCUCAAACCCCUCUCAUGACCACACCUUCAACAAGAAGACACGGCAGACCGCCCCAGUACCCGAUCCCAGCCUCGCGACCUUUAACCCCACCACAGCCUCCUCUAUUUCCAUCAGUUCAAAUAACUCUGCCACCCGAGCAUCCUGGGGCUUUGACGACACCAAGGCCGCAUUACUGGAAUCAGAAACCUACUGCAGCUUUGUACAAACCUCAAAGACCAACAAUGAACACCACUACGCCUAAAAGUCACGAAGAGAAGCUGCGGCUCGGUGAGAAGCUAGACGAGACUUUAGAGGGUAAUCAAAUUGAUAAGAAGCCUCGAGGGAGGGACAGAAGUCUUGGUUAUAAGAGAGGAAGAGGUAGAAGGCUGAGGGCGGGCUCAGUGCGACUUAUAAGUGCUGAUCAUUUAUCAGAUCGAGGAAGAGUGGAGAUUUUUAUUCGUGGGGAGUGGGGGACUGUCUGCGAUGACCUUUUUACAAAGAAAGCCGGUACCGUGGUGUGUCGACAGCUCGGCUUCACCACUGCCCUGGCCGUGAUGAAGAGGGCUGCGUUUGGCGAGGCAGAAAGAGGCGUCAGGAUCCUGUUGGAUGACGUGGAGUGCCAGGGCGAGGAGAGGUCACUGCUGGAGUGUAAGAGAUCUAAAGUUGGGAAACACAACUGCUCCCACGGGGAAGAUGUAGGGGUCAUCUGCGGAUAACACACAGAGAGAGGAAGGGUAUCUAAUGAAGAAACAUAGAAAGCAUAUGGGGAAACACUGGAGUGAUUCACAAUUUGGCAAUGCAGAUUCACUUCCACCUGAGGCAUAGAGUUUUAACACAGCUGCCUCUUUUUCCCCACAUUUCCAUUUUAACCCAUAAAGACCCGGUGCUACAUUUGUGGCAGUUCGUAAAUGAAUUUUUCUCUAUAGUUACCCUUUCUUAAGUGAUUUAUCAUCAUUUAUCUUGCAUUUCGUCAGUAAA